AUGCCUAAGAACAUAUAUGCACGUGAUCUGGAGAUCGAUCUCGAUUCCAGGGAAGAGACUGAAUACUUUAAAUGGUUCCUAGCCUGCCUUUUGUUCGGGAAGCCUGUACAGCAGAGUGUAGCAAGACGCGCAUAUUUUGAACUUGUCGGCAACGGCAUUACGUCUCCGGAUGCGAUUCAGCAGGCUGGUUGGGAUCGUCUCGUUGAGAUUCUCGACGAAGGCCAUUAUGUCCGGUACGACUUCUCAACCGCCACCAAAUUGCUCGACGUAUCGUCCACCCUCAAGAAAAAGUAUGGAACAUUUUCCAACUUGCUAUGGGAGUGCGCAACACCAGAUGAGGUGUCGACACGACUGCAGGAAUUUAAAGGAUUCCAUUCGGUUGGCGAUACUCAACGUCGUAUCUUUCAAUCGUCCACGUCUCAUGUGUAUCCAUCUGCAACUACAAUGUCCUCCAAUUCGUUUGCUCCAGAGAUAGGUUUCAGUAGUCAGUCUCCAAGUUUAGACGAAUGCAUGAGAGAUGAAUUUGCCUCGUCAGCCUCGGACGAUCCUCGCCGUUUGCACACGGGGAAGCGAGGCCGACCCCCAAUCGAUCUAACUCAUGAAGGGCUGGUGGAUAGGCGCCGCAACCAGGUCCGAAAAGCACAGCGGAACUACAGGAUCCGGAAAGCGGAGGAAGCGAUUAUUCGCAGAAACUACGUGGCAGAUCUUGAAAGCCAAAUCGACCGUAUGAGACAGUCAUUUCUUGAGCUGAGCUCCCACAUUAGAAAGGCGACAGUUCUUCCUGGGGUGCCGGACCUCGAACGUCAACUCCAGAAUAUCACUCAUAACUUCUUACCCGCUUCUCAAGACAGCGAUGCUCCCAGCAGAUCACCACCGGACGAUUCAGAUAGGAAUCGUGACCGCUCGAGAGAUGGUCCCAUUUCACCAAGACUCGACGAUUACACCUCCUGUGCUACGACAUCGCUGGUGCCAGCCACAGAAUCUAUCCAAAUGUCAACGCCUAUUCGUGCGUCCGCUGUAGGUUUCCCGCUUUCUCUUUUCGGAAUCCAAGCUCCGCUGCCGAGGAAUUUCGCCCAACGCCUCUAUUCAAGUUGCAUCAAGCGGGCUUACCACCUGCUCACCAGCCCAUAUGCGGAAAGAACGGAAGUUGCCCGCGUUUUCCAGUAUUCAUUCCAGUUUUCGGAUGCCAACACUAUGAUAUUGACCUUCGAUACCUUGCUACGGACCAAUGGUGAUUACCAGACCGCACGUGUUUAUAGGUUGGGUGGUGCGGGGACUCACUAUACGAAGACACCGCCAGAAUGGAGUAUUGUCAAAUAUACCCCGUUAAGCGAACAGACGCCAUUUGAGAAUGAUGAUGACAUAUGGUUUGAUUCCCGAGAUAUUGAGGGGUGGCUCGAAGAAAAUGGACUCGCUAUUGGAGGUACCCAGUCAUUCAUGUAUUUAUCGGAACUCCCUUCGUUUCGGCUGUGCCAGCAUAUGACACUAUGUAAUGGACAUGAGCCUGGCGAGUCUCCAGAGCUGUCUGAUCAGCGAGUUGCCAUGGUCCUUGACGUGGACAAAUUUCUUGAAGGGCUCCUUUCGAGGGGCGUGUGUCUGGGCAAUGCACCGGGAUUCCGUCGCUGUGAUGUCGAAGCGGCGUUCAACCUCGCGAUAACUGAUGAAACGGCUUUCGUUCGUGAAUAA
This is a messenger RNA of Aspergillus tanneri, 1686 nucleotides long. RefSeq names its product bZIP transcription factor. The record is from RefSeq and is a predicted model, not a curated record. Bases 1 to 1686 code for a protein of 561 amino acids. The transcript has 4 exons. NCBI's taxonomy places the organism in Eukaryota, Fungi, Ascomycota, Eurotiomycetes, Eurotiales, Aspergillaceae.